Molecule: messenger RNA, 2588 nt
Organism: Chinchilla lanigera (long-tailed chinchilla)
Lineage: Eukaryota; Metazoa; Chordata; Mammalia; Rodentia; Chinchillidae
Gene: Rabgef1
Product: RAB guanine nucleotide exchange factor (GEF) 1
Biological process (GO): vesicle-mediated transport
Cellular component (GO): endocytic vesicle; cytosol
Molecular function (GO): guanyl-nucleotide exchange factor activity; DNA binding; small GTPase binding
Source: RefSeq, a predicted model, not a curated record
GGGCUUGAGAGGGAGGCGGGGGCGAGAGCGGGGAGGGGACGCGCCGAGCCCGGGACCCACUGGAGCGGCGCUGGGAGAGCGGCUGUCCGGACGCCCAGGAAGAAGAUGAGCCUUAAAUCUGAACGCCGAGGAAUUCAUGUGGAUCAGUCGGAGCUCCUGUGCAAGAAAGGAUGUGGUUACUAUGGCAACCCCGCUUGGCAGGGCUUCUGCUCCAAGUGCUGGAGGGAGGAGUACCACAAAGCCAGGCAAAAGCAGAUUCAGGAAGACUGGGAGCUGGCAGAGCGGCUUCAGAGGGAGGAGGAAGAGGCCUUUGCCAGCAGUCAGAGCAGCCAGGGGGCCCAGUCGCUCACAUUUUCCAAGUUUGAAGAAAAGAAAACGAACGAGAAGACGCGCAAGGUUACCACUGUGAAGAAAUUCUUCAGUGCUUCUUCCAGGGUCGGAUCCAAGAAGGCAGAAAUUCAGGAAGCAAAAGCUCCCAGUCCUUCCAUAAACCGGCAAACCAGCAUUGAAACGGAUAGAGUGUCUAAGGAGUUCAUAGAAUUUCUCAAGACCUUCCACAAGACAGGCCAAGAAAUCUAUAAACAGACCAAGAUGUUUUUGGAAGCAAUGCAUUACAAAAGGGAGCUAAGCAUUGAGGAACAGUCGGAGUGUACUCAGGACUUUUACCAGAAUGUAGCCGAGAAGAUGCAGACUCGCGGGAAAGUGCCUUCAGAAAAAGUUGAGAAGAUAAUGGAUCAAAUUGAAAAGUACAUUAUGACUCGUCUCUAUAAAUACGUGUUCUGUCCAGAAACUACCGAUGAUGAGAAGAAAGAUCUUGCCAUUCAAAAGAGGAUCAGGGCGCUGCACUGGGUCACACCUCAGAUGCUUUGUGUCCCUGUUAAUGAAGAAAUUCCAGAAGUUUCUGAUAUGGUGGUGAAAGCGAUCACAGAUAUCAUCGAGAUGGACUCGAAGCGCGUGCCCCGAGACAAGCUGGCCUGCAUCACCAGGUGCAGCAAGCACAUCUUCAACGCCAUCAAGAUCACCAAGAACGAGCCGGCGUCCGCCGACGACUUCCUGCCCACGCUCAUCUACAUCGUGCUGAAGGGCAACCCGCCUCGCCUGCAGUCCAACAUCCAGUACAUCACUCGCUUCUGCAACCCAAGCCGGCUGAUGACCGGGGAGGACGGCUACUACUUCACCAAUCUGUGCUGUGCUGUGGCUUUCAUUGAGAAAUUAGAUGCCCAGUCUCUGAAUUUAAGUCAGGAGGAUUUUGAUCGCUACAUGUCUGGCCAGACCUCUCCCAGGAAGCAGGAAUCCGAGAGCUGGUCUCCAGACGCGUGCUUAGGCGUUAAACAGAUGUAUAAGAACUUGGAUCUACUGUCUCAGUUGAAUGAGCGGCAGGAAAGGAUCAUGAACGAAGCCAAGAAACUUGAAAAAGACCUAAUAGAUUGGACAGACGGAAUCGCAAAGGAGGUGCAAGACAUUGUUGAAAAAUAUCCACUUGAAAUUAAGCCUGCAGCCCAGCCAUUAGCCGCGAUAGACUCUGAAAACGUAGAGAAUGACAAGCUCCCCCCGCCACUUCAGCCGCAGGUGUACGCAGGAUGACAGAGCUUCCGGGGAGCACUGACAGGAGCCUGACUUGCAGGCAGCCCUUCCCACGGCCUCCGAUGGGGCCUGGAACCUAACUUAAUUGCUGACGAGUGUCAGAGUAUUUUAAGGUACAGUUGCUGGGGGUGGUUUCGUUUGUUUUGUUUCUUUUUUCCUGGCAGGGGGAGCUUAGUAAAUAAUAAAUACUAUUUAUUUGAGUUACUAAAACAGAUUCAUCUAAGGCUUAUGUGAAAGUUCUGGUUAAAUAUUCUUUCUCCUCCAUGAUUUCCCUGUGAGGCAUUCACUGUGGUUUAGUUUGGGGUAAGUGACUGCCUUCUAAAGGAGAAAACAAGUAAUGCCACAGAGUGUGUGCUGAAUGGAAUCCAGAGUUGCCACUGUCCCACAUUUGAAAUAAUUUUGUAAGUGUAAAGACAGAGGAUAUAUUGCUAAGUAAAUAUGUACAGUUGUAAAUAUGUAAAAGGAAAAAAGAAUGGCAUGGCAUUUCGUGUGGUAGUUUUUUGAGUUAAAAAUGAGGUACGCUGGUGUUCGCCUUUUUACUCAGCUUGCCCCACUCAGACAAAUCUACACAUUCUCUCCAAAUGCGGGACCGUUUCCACAGUGCCUCGCCCGGCUCCGAGCCCACUAGUUACGGGAAUUUCAGGGCCAGGUCCUGGUCUGGCCCUGGGAUGAGGGCAGCAGCUUCGGGCACAGCAUCAUAGUAAGCAAGCCUCAUGCAGUGCACAGCCUUUCCUAGUCCCGGGGAAGCUUUGCAUAACGCAGCCGUACCCGUCCGUGACUUCUGCGGCUGUCAGCGUGCUUGUGGAUUAUGGGGGAUUGUCCCAGGCCCACUUCUUGAACAAUGGCGCAUCCUCAAGCAGUGCUUUCCCAGCAUCUCCUAAGAGUACACCACACCGUGCAGUGAAAUAACUGUGGAAGAAAACUAGGGUGGGGCUGGGCAUGGUGGUGCACACCUGUAAUGCCAGCAUGCAGGAGGAUCACUGCAAGUUUGAGGCCAGCCUGGG